AUGAGGACGUGUCCUGUGUCCACUAACAAUAGUCCUCAAAUUUCGAUACUCACACACCCCUUAAAUAUAGAUCAGGAAAUCGUUCCCCCUCCAAAUUAUCGUCCAGAAAUCCCCUUAAAACUUUUCAAAAUUCACUAUAAUGCUCUUUUAGACUCCGGUGCCUCAGUAUCUGCAGUCUCCGAAGAACUGUAUCAAAAUUUAAUCUCUGACCCUUCACAAAAUAAAAUCCCCCUCUUUCCUCUUAACGGCAUACUCCUCACAACAGCACUAAAUAAUAAAUCAAUAAAAUUAAAAUCUCAAAUCUAUUUAAACUUUUCAAUUCAAAACUAUGAAACCUUUGGUAUUUUUCUUGUUGUCCCCCAUCUCUCUACUCCUCUUAUUUUGGGAACCGAUUGGUUGGUGGAAAAUGGGGUGACCAUAGAUUAUAGUACUAAGGAAAUCUCUCUCCCCUCACUCAAAAAUAAAAUACCUUUUAAAUUAAUUGCAGAUCAUGACCCCAAUAGCCUGGUAAAUUCACUCAAAAAUAUCAAUAUCUCAGAAGAUCUCCCUCUACUCUCCGAAUCCCCCUCAAGCUCAAAAUACAACCCUCUCCCUUUCGAAACAGAAAAAAAUAUCGCUCUCAAUGACUUUCCCCUUAAUAUUUCUCAACAAAAUUUAAUGACCUCUCUCUUACAAAAUUUCCAAGACAUAUUUCAAGACAAACCUGGCCUUCAUAAAUUCUUUUCUUAUAAAUUUAAUGUCAAACCCCAUGAUCCCUACAAAAUCAAACCGUAUCCUGUCCCUUUCUCUCGACGCCCGGCUGUACAACAAGAGAUUGAUAAAAUGAUUCAAUGGGGGGUGAUCGAACGGUCAGACUCACCAUACAAUAAUCCUUUGGUCACUGUCAUCAAGACAGACGGCUCGAUACGCUUAUGUUUAGAUGCCCGUAAAUUAAAUACAAUUAUCCUCCCCACUCGAGACGCUUCUCCACCCAUUGAUGAUAUCCUAGCCAAAUUUAAUAAUAAAUCUUUUUUCUCCUCCCUCAUUUCUCUUCUGGUUAUUGGCAGAUUCCCCUUGACCCCUCUGUACGACAGUACACCAGUUUUUUGUAUGAUGGUCGGUCGUACCAGUUCUGCGUUGUCCCGUUUGGUCUGA
This is a messenger RNA of Macrosiphum euphorbiae (potato aphid), 1134 nucleotides long. The record is from the annotation of a GenBank genome assembly. NCBI's taxonomy places the organism in Eukaryota, Metazoa, Arthropoda, Insecta, Hemiptera, Aphididae.